ACACUCACUCUCCUCUCUCUUCUUUGUAUUAUACACUGAACUUUUUCCUUUCUUCGUCUCCUUCUACUUCUCUAGGCCCAUCUCUUCUCAGAAACAGGGUACUCUGUUUCUGCUCUGCUUCUGGUCUUGUGUUAUAAGCGCUUAAUUUCCAAUUUGUCUCUUGAAACUACUUCGAUUCCAAAGUCUUCCGUUUAAUUCGUGACAUUUAAAUAUAUAUAUUUUCUAAUGGUGAGGUUUGUUGAAGACGGAAGAAAAAUGGCCAGUCAUGCAAAAUCCGGUCUCAAGGCAUUCACGGUCCCGGUUUCUAACCCCACAGCUGCUCAGAAGCCACCGGCAGCUCCGGGGAACAUUCUCUAUCCAAGAAAGCGAUUUUUGUCGCAAAAUAUUGAAAUCAAUGGAGUAACAAGAAUAAAUGCGUGGGUGGAUUCCAUGAGAGCUUCUUCUCCUACCCAUCUUAAAUCCACACCUUCUCUGGCAGAAGACCAGAGUUCUUGGAUGUUACACCAUCCAUCAGCCCUGCAAAUGUUUGAGCAGAUAAUUGAUGCCUCAAAGGGCAAACAAAUAGUCAUGUUUCUGGAUUACGACGGCACUCUUUCUCCUAUUGUAGACGAUCCAGACAGGGCAUUCAUGUCAGAUAAGAUGAGAGUAACUGUGGGAAAUCUGGCCGAGUGCUUUCCUACUGCGAUAGUGAGUGGCAGAUGCAGGGACAAGGUCUACAAAUUUGUAAGAUUAGCGGAGCUGUAUUAUGCUGGAAGCCAUGGCAUGGACAUUAAGGGACCAGAAAAAGGUUCCAAGCAUAAGAAAGCAAGUGAAUCUGUUCUGUGCCAACCAGCCAGUGAAUUUCUUCCAAUGAUUGAUGAGGUUUACAAACAGUUGGUUGAAAAGACCAAAUCAACUCCUGGAGCAAUGGUUGAAAACAACAAAUUCUGUCUCUCGGUACACUACCGCUGUGUUGAAGAAAAGAAAUGGAGUGAACUAGCACAGCAGGUUAAGUCAGUUGUAAAGGAGUAUCCAAAGCUUCGACUUACUCAAGGGAGGAAGGUACUUGAAAUCCGACCCACCAUCAAAUGGGACAAAGGGAAGGCCCUUGAAUUCCUGUUAGAAUCACUUGGAUUCGCUAAUUGCACGGAUGUCUUUCCUGUUUAUAUUGGUGAUGAUAGAACUGAUGAAGAUGCAUUUAAGAUAUUGAGAGACAGAGGACAAGGUUUUGGGAUACUUGUCUCUAAAUUUCCCAAGGACACUAAUGCAUCUUAUUCUUUACAAGAACCAGAUGAGGUUAUGGAUUUUUUACAGCGUCUGGUUGAUUGGAAAAAACUGUCGCAAGGCAAUCCAGAAUGCUAGCAAUAGAGGAUGGAAAUUGGAAAUAUUUUCUCUACCCUUUACUGGACACAUGUGAAAGUUGGGGCUAGACCAUGUAGUAUUUACCUUGUUCAGGAUGAGAAAAUGAACGACUAAAAAGUAAAUAAUUAACAGAUUUAUAAAUUAUGCCCCUUCGGCUUUAAAGCCCUUGUACAUCCUGUAACACAACCAGGAUACAAGAGUAAAAAGAAUCGUAGCUUGCAAAAUUUCCAAAAUGAAUAUGUUUUCUGUCU
Molecule: messenger RNA, 1592 nt
Organism: Rubroshorea leprosula
Lineage: Eukaryota; Viridiplantae; Streptophyta; Magnoliopsida; Malvales; Dipterocarpaceae
Source: the annotation of a GenBank genome assembly